Haliaeetus leucocephalus (bald eagle) is the source of this 2770-nucleotide messenger RNA. It is a transcript of the gene HACD4, whose product is annotated as protein tyrosine phosphatase-like A domain containing 2. The record is from RefSeq and is a predicted model, not a curated record. The transcript has 8 exons. Lineage: Eukaryota; Metazoa; Chordata; Aves; Accipitriformes; Accipitridae. Gene Ontology annotation, biological process: fatty acid elongation; very long-chain fatty acid biosynthetic process; sphingolipid biosynthetic process. Gene Ontology annotation, molecular function: 3-hydroxyacyl-CoA dehydratase activity. The coding region runs from base 214 to 873 and encodes 219 amino acids. Gene Ontology annotation, cellular component: endoplasmic reticulum membrane.
AGCAGCAGCAGCAGCAGCAAUCUGACCCCUGCAACAGGCACCAUACUAAAAUGUGCAGUGCUCCUCCAGUACCUUCAAAUGAAAGCACCCUGAAAGUGUUAAAGCACAUCACACUACAAGGAAUAAAUGCAGUAGCAAGUCCAAUUUACAGAGCAGGCACCAGGGAGGCCAAGGUUUGUAAGGUUGGCCAGCAAGCCUGGGGCAGGCUUUACCAUGAACACCUACCUCUUUGUGUAUGACUUAAUGCAAUUCUGUGGACAUUCCUGGAUAUUUACAAAUAUGAUCAUCAGGUUCAUGUCAUUUGGAAAAGAUUCAUUGGCCGACACAUUUUACUCCAUAGGACUUGUAAUGCGCCUUUGCCAGCUGUUGUCUAUAUUGGAGAUCCUACACAUCCUCACCGGCAUUGAUAAAAGCCGUCUCUUCCCAAGGAUUCUGCAGAUCGCUGAGAGAAUAAUUGUUUUAUUUGUCGUGAUCAACAGUCAGGAAGAAGUUCAAGGGAAAUACGUCGUGUGUGUUUUAUUUUUCCUUUGGAAUUUAUUAGAUGUGGUCAGGUACACUUACAACAUGUUAGCAAGGAUGGGAAUAUACUACCUACCACUGACAUGGCUCAACUUUUCACUGUGCAUCCCACUCUAUCCCCUUUCAGUUCUGGCUAAAGCAUUUGCAAUUUGUGUUUCACUGCCUUAUUUUGAAUCCUUUGGCACAUACUCCAUCAAGCUACCAUUUCCAUUCGCCUUUUCAAUCUACUUCCCCUAUGUUCUGAAAAUGUACCUGCUAGUGCUCUUUAUAGGUAUGUGCUUUAUCAUCCAGAACCUCUUCUCCGAAAGGAAGGCACACCUAGGGACAGGCAACAUCAAAAAGAAAAGAAGCUAAGUUGAUAUUUUGUUUGGAAAUAAGAAAUAUAUACCCAGUGGGCUGCUGCAUAUCAUAGGUUAAAAAGAAAUUAGACAAAGAUUUUCAAUGCAAAACUUCUGUUUGCAUGUACAUUAUCUGUCUGUGUACAAUUUUCAGAUAAGGCAGGUCUCUUUAAUGCACCUCAAAAAUAACGCUGCUCAAAAUAACUAGUUACUUGGAAAGUUUUGACUUCAAAUGGCAGUAGUAUUAAAAAUAAAUAUAUUUUUUCUAACAUAUAUUAGAGAACGCUGAAAAAAAUUGAAGACUGCCUCCACUCACAAUCACACCAACAACCUUUAUUUUGGUGUUAAUUCUUGCCUCAUUAGCAACAGAUAUUCUGUAAUGACAAAAUCAAUUUAAUCUAUACGAUUAUUUUAUAUUAGGCCAACAUGUAUGUGCCUCAUAUAUAUAAACACUAAAUAGGCCAGAACUGGAAUCUCUCAAGGAGCAGAAGCUGGAAACUUUGCAACCUAUGAGACUCACAUGAUGAUCAGCCCCAGGCAUUCACAAAGGAUCCCUCACAUUCUUGUCCAACCUUCACUUCUCCAAACAAGAUUCCAGAAAAUGCAGCUAAACCACAAAGGCAAGUGAUCAGGUACUCAUCUACUGUAUAUUCAAGGGAAUAUUUAAGGAUCAGAAGUAAAAACUUAUAAUCAUGUGACUGGCAGACAUCAAGAAUCUCUUUCCCCACAAUGAUUUUCUUCAUGCUUAACAGCAGACAGAUACGCAAAAGAAGUGUACAGUAGUCAGGCCAAAUAUAUACUGUUCUUUAAAGGGAAGUGAAUGACUAUCACAAGCUAUGUGCAAAAUUCUAAGCGUUUUACUGAAGUGCAUUGCUCCUCAUACUUCUGUAGACUGACUAUCUGUGAGAAUGCAACUAGAACAUAGUCUUCAAAGGCUGGGAAUGAAGAAUACAGACAGCAACCCAGUGGACUGUACAAGCAAAAAUGGACAAAUAACUGCCUAGAGGCUGGCAGGGGCUCUUCUGAUAUUUCAUCCAUAUUGACUAUCACCUACAUUUGAAUUCAAGCAGGUGGGGGAGAAAAGUGAGGCUAUUUUUUUGAGCUUGACUGAAAACUAGGGGGAGGGAGGAAAGAUAAAAGUUGGAGGGAAGAUAAUAUUUAAAGGGAAAAUGAACACUAUCACAAAUGAAGAGGCUUUUGCCUGUAUGACUUUCUAAACCAUGCAGCCUAAGAGGGUAUGUAAGGAAAGAGUAAAGCUGGCCUCAAUGAACUCAUUUGUUUGUUACGAAAGGUCACCUACUAUAAUUUUUGUUUAUUUAAUAUAUGUGGCAGACAAUGCCUGCAGACUAUUGUGACCACUGGAGUAUCUGCAAACCAUAAGCAACAAAGUCAUGCAUGCAAUAGUAUAGGGUCAACCCUGGAUAUUUUUUUUGAAAGCACUGCAAACAGAGGUAGGAAUUUGGAACUGGUUAGUACUUCCACUUUGGAGUUCUGUCUGACCCAAACUGAUUCAAAUGUGGACAACGUGAAGAAACGCACAGAGCAGCUGAAUAGGAUGACAGCUUUGAAGAAGAGAGCCAGAACAAGAACACUUCACAUCAAACCACUGUGUAACAUGCUAAAGGUGAAACAUGGACAUUUUUCCCCUUGAAAUUCAAUCUAAUGUGUUUGUCCUCAAACUGUCUAGAGUUAACAUGCCCUGUAGGAGGAAACAUGACAUAUGAUAUUGUACUGGAUCUCUGUGGCAAGUGGGGAAGCUGCAGGGAUGGCCUCUGUGAGAAGAAGCCAGGGGCUUCCCCGAUGCCAGACACAGCUAGUUCCAGCCAGCUCCAAAACAGAGCCAUCACAGGACACUGCUGAGCCAAACAGCAAAGCUGAUAGCACCUCUGUGAAAACAGAUUUAAGAAAAGGUA